This is a messenger RNA of Phymastichus coffea, 2640 nucleotides long. It is a transcript of the gene Pax, whose product is annotated as leupaxin. Gene Ontology annotation, cellular component: filamentous actin; adherens junction; stress fiber. The transcript is spliced from 10 exons. The coding region runs from base 43 to 1926 and encodes 627 amino acids. The record is from RefSeq and is a predicted model, not a curated record. NCBI's taxonomy places the organism in Eukaryota, Metazoa, Arthropoda, Insecta, Hymenoptera, Eulophidae. Gene Ontology annotation, molecular function: muscle alpha-actinin binding; actin binding. Gene Ontology annotation, biological process: muscle structure development; actin cytoskeleton organization.
CUCGUCGAAGAGUCAAGCUCGCCGGCCCGGUCGACCGAGCGAAUGACGGGCGCCGCGGAGGACGAGAGGGCGAGUUCGCCGUUCUACGGCCGGCUGAUGAGGAGCGACACGCUCGAGAAGCACAAGCUGUGGGAGAGCUACAUCAAUGCUCUGCUGGCUGAUCUGCAGAAUACCGUGUCGCCGGACACGAGUCUGAUAGGUAACAGCGGAAGUACACCUGGCUAUGGAUCUCUGAACGGGACACGAGGACACAACGUGCAAGCUCCCGCUGUCACAUCCUCAUCAUCGGCGGCUUACAGGCCUUACGAGAAUCAUUGCGCUGCUCAGCCUCUUAGAUCGCAAUCGCCUACGUACCAGAACCGAGAGGCAAUCGAAGAGUCCUUAGCUAGAUCGGGAAGUGGCGGUGGCGGUGUCGGUAGCAGCCCCAGUCAAUACAGACAAGGUGGAUCGGCAUCGAAAAUGCCAUCCCUGAACAACAAUCUCUCGGAGCUGGACACGCUUCUGCAAGAUCUGAGCAACGCCAGAUACAACUCGCACGUUGCCGACAGAGACAUAAGAACGACAAACGGCGGCACGUCAAGUCCAAUGAUGCGCUCGACAAGCAGUCUGUCCGGCGGUGCGCGGCCGACAGUCGACAGUUUGCUAGAGGAACUGAGCUCGGGAAUGCCGAACGGCGAAUAUCCCGAUGGACAAAGAGUGAGGGUAACGAUAGAAGAAACAACGACGGACAUGGGCUCCGCUGACUCGUACUACCCUUUAACCCAUCAAGGAUCGCUCAACAGGCAUGACAUUGAACGAGGAUACAACGUAACCAGCAACGGACACACGGCUAGCAAUGCCACCAAGGAAUUGGACGAUCUUAUGGCUUCGCUCUCGGAGUUUAAGAUCAACGGCAGCAAUCACCAGCGACAGACGGUCAGCGACUCGGCUUACGCCAAGCCCAACAAGGCCGCGCUAGCACUCGGCAGCAGCAGCAGCAGCAGCAGCAGCAAGCCCCACAGUCCGCUUCCAGCCGGCGAAGCGCAGUACUCGAGCAGCAGCAGCAGGCUCCAGCUCAGCGAGACUCGCAGCACGCUCCACUACCAGCCCAACCAGUACGAGAGCUACGUGCAAACCGCCCAGUCGGUCACGCAACUCAAGCAGAACCAGCUGGACUCUAUGCUUGGUAACCUCCAGGCAGACAUGAGCCGCCAAGGUGUCAAUACCACCCAGAAGGGAUGCUGCAGCGCCUGCGAGAAGCCCAUCGUCGGACAGGUGAUCACCGCCCUCGGCAAGACCUGGCAUCCGGAGCACUUCACCUGUACGCACUGCCGGGAAGAGCUGGGCACGCGCAACUUCUUCGAGCGCGAGGCCAAGCCCUACUGCGAGACCGACUAUCACAACUUGUUCUCGCCGCGCUGCGCCUACUGCAACGGGCCCAUCCUCGACAAAUGCGUGACAGCCUUGGACAAGACCUGGCACACCGAGCACUUCUUCUGCGCACAGUGCGGCAAGCAGUUCGGUGAGGACGGCUUCCACGAGCGCGACGGCAAACCAUAUUGUCGCGAGGAUUAUUUUGACAUGUUCGCCCCCAAGUGCGGCGGCUGCAACCGCGCCAUCAUGGAGAACUACAUAUCGGCGCUUAACAGCCAGUGGCAUCCUGACUGCUUCGUCUGCAGGGACUGCCGACAAAAGUUCCAAGGUGGCUCGUUCUUCGAUCAUGAAGGUCAACCUUACUGCGAGACGCAUUAUCACGCAAAGAGGGGAUCGUUGUGUGCUGGAUGUCACAAACCUAUUACAGGUCGCUGCAUAACUGCGAUGUUCCGCAAAUUCCAUCCUGAGCACUUCGUCUGUGCGUUCUGCUUGAAACAGCUUAACAAAGGAACUUUCAAGGAGCAGAACGACAAACCAUACUGUCACGGUUGCUUCGAGAAGCUCUUCGGUUGAAGGAUACUGUAUCCCAGACAACAAUCGAACCAAGAAAAAUUUGAAGUCGGAGCUGAUACCUUCGAUUUUUGAGGCAGAACAAUAAUCAAAGAUAAAAAAGAGAAGCAAGAAGAGCACUAUUGUUUUAAUCAUGUUAACUUAAAGCCAAAAUGGUUUUGGAAGUUUGGAAAUUCAUGUAUGAGAGAAAAGCAGUUUAUUUUUAUUCGCCGGACAACCGAAUUGUCUUACAACUGUCCGAUAUUUUCGUGAAGUUACGCAGUCUAAUAAUUCAUACUUCAACUUUUUCUACCAUUCAGAAAGCAAUUUGCGACUCAACAUUGAACAAUUAUCCGUCUAUAUAAUUUUUGUACAACUCAUCUGAAUUUUCCUACGAUAAAGCCAUCCUAUUCUAUCUGAUAGGUAAUUGUUAUAAGCGUUUGUUAGUUCUUAUACGCAGUCAUAAUUACAAACUUAAAUAAGUUAGGAAUGAAGUCGUAUUUUAUAGUGAGUUGAGAAAGGUCAUAAAGCUAUGUCGCGCCUUUAAGUGCGCCCCGGGUAAAUCUAUACGUAAUGUAGAAAGAAACGUUCUUCAAUCAAUGUCAACAUUAACACUUCAGUAGGCAUAGAAUUGAUCGCUACGUAAUUGUACGUAAGAAAAUUACUGGUAAAGGAGUACGAGGUCAGAUGCUAUAGAAAUUCUCUUCCCUUUCGACUCAAGAAUUUUAGAUAUAUAUU